Xenopus laevis (African clawed frog) is the source of this 1282-nucleotide messenger RNA. It is a transcript of the gene vamp7.S, whose product is annotated as vesicle associated membrane protein 7 S homeolog. Lineage: Eukaryota; Metazoa; Chordata; Amphibia; Anura; Pipidae. Gene Ontology annotation, biological process: exocytosis; vesicle fusion; vesicle-mediated transport. The record is from RefSeq and is a predicted model, not a curated record. The transcript has 8 exons. The coding region runs from base 142 to 804 and encodes 220 amino acids. Gene Ontology annotation, molecular function: SNARE binding; SNAP receptor activity. Gene Ontology annotation, cellular component: late endosome membrane; cytoplasmic vesicle; plasma membrane bounded cell projection.
AUCGAUCCGGGAGUGUGGGCUUUGUUGUGGGAAUGUGGACUGUUAGUCGUUACGCACUUCCUCAGAUUAGCCGGGUGUCCUGAGCUGCAGACUGUGGAAGAGAAAGCGGAAGCGAGUGUUCUUCCCCCAGCAGGUGCAAGCAUGGCUAUCCUAUUUUCUGUUGUUGCUAGAGGAACCACUAUACUUGCUAAACAUGCUUGGUGCGGUGGAAACUUCUUGGAGGUGACUGAGCAGAUCCUAGCAAAGAUCCCAUCAGAGAACAACAAACUCACAUAUUCCCAUGGAAGCUAUUUGUUUCAUUUCAUUUGCCAAGACAGAAUAAUAUACCUUUGCAUAACUGAUGAUGACUUUGAGCGUUCCAGAGCGUUUAAUUUCUUGAAUGAAAUUAAGAAACGAUUUCAGACAACCUAUGGAUCCAGAGCACAGACAGCACUUCCUUAUGCCAUGAACAGUGAAUUUUCUAGUGUGCUUGCAGCGCAGUUGAAACACCAUUCUGAAAAUAAGAGUAUUGAUCGUGUAGCAGAGACUCAAGCACAAGUAGAUGAACUGAAAGGAAUUAUGGUCCGAAAUAUAGAUCUAGUUGCCCAAAGAGGAGAACGAUUAGAGCUGCUGAUAGAUAAAACAGAAAGCCUAGUUGAUUCUUCUGUCACGUUCAAGACCACAAGCAGAAACCUGGCCAGAGCUAUGUGCAUGAAAAACAUGAAGCUGACGAUCAUAAUUGUUAUUGUAACCAUAGUUAUCAUCUACAUUAUUGUGUCGGCAGCAUGUGGGGGGCUGUCAUGGCCAAACUGUGUGAAGAAGUAGUGUUUUCUAGUGCUCGAGGAUUGCCCAGGAAUGAGGAAAACAGUGUUUCACACACGUAACAUCCUAUAGAAAAGAGACUUGAAACCAAGCCUUUCCCCUUGGAUGUGAUGACUUGUUUUGUCCUCCUCAUUAUUCUCUUCAUCCUUCCCUAAUGGACUUCUGCUGUAUCUCAUAUAUAAGGGAAAAAGAGGAGAGUGCUGCAUCACGUUGCACAAACAGAGCGUUGGAAGAAAAACUGGUGAAUACAAAUCGGCAUUUUGUCUGUUUUCUGUUUUUUUUUUUUUUGUUUUUUUUUUUUGUCCAUUGUGUGCCACUGAAAAUUAACUUCCAUGACUUUUAUCUGCAAAGGGUUUGUGUUUUAGUCUUAAAGGAAAACUAUACCCCCAAAAUAAAUACUUGAGCAACAGAUAGUUUAUAUCAAAUUAAGUGGCAUAUUAAAGAAUCUUACCAAACUGGAAUAUAUAUUAAAGUAAAUAUU